Molecule: messenger RNA, 3399 nt
Organism: Diachasmimorpha longicaudata
Lineage: Eukaryota; Metazoa; Arthropoda; Insecta; Hymenoptera; Braconidae
Product: leucine-rich repeat-containing protein 15-like
Exons: 1
Coding region: 59-1378 (439 amino acids)
Molecular function (GO): protein binding
Source: RefSeq, a predicted model, not a curated record
AAAAUUUUAGUCCUCUGCAAUUUCCGAUUACAGACAGUCGAUUACAACUUGUGAAACCAUGAUCACAUCAAUUAAGAUCGCUCUAAUUUUCCUCGCACUAUCUGUAUCCGGUGAAGACGAAGUGUGCACCAAACAUAAAAAUUUCAACAUUUGCAAAAUCUCUGAUACCCUGACACGAGUGACACGUGAUUACACCUUGAGCCAACGUUUCCUUUUAGAAACAUCCGAGAGCAUAACUAUCGGUCCCAAAGCCUUCAGCAAUUCGGACAUAACCGCAUUGGAUAUCAAUCUCCGUACCGAUGGUUUGUAUCAUCGAAGACCCAGCAACUCUUUGUCACUAUCACAAGACUCAUUUGCUGAGCUGCCCACAUUGACAAGUCUCUCCAUCAAAAACGCAUACAUCAACAGCACUGGAAAUUCAUUAAGUCCAUUGGGUGCGCUAGUAAGGUUGAGCUUAAUCGGUUGUGGAAUCGAGGACGUUCCAACGGAUGUGUUAAAGGACUUGCCAAAUCUGGUGGAUCUGUCGUUGAGAGAUAAUCGUCUGAUUGCCGUUCGUUCAAACGCAUUUAUCAACGUGACAAAUUUGAAGAAUCUUGACUUGAGUAGAAAUGAAAUCACUGAUCUUGAACCAGGAUGUUUCAGUGGACUGGAUAUGCUGGAGACGUUGGAGCUGUCAAUGAAUUCUUUCGCCGCCAGAUCGGGUGUCCUCAGGGGAUUGACUGGUUUGAAAAAGCUGGUCUUGUUGAACGCUUUCAAUGAUGAUGGAUUUCAACCUGUCAUACUUCAAGAUGUGCCAACGGUGACAGCUCUUCAUUUGAGUUUUAAUAAGUUGGCUUCGCUACAGACAACAAUGUUCGAUAGUGUUCCUUCAUUACGGGAACUUAGGUUGAAUGGAAACCACUUGCUGAACGUUCCGGACGGACUUUUUAGGAAGCUUAACUCGUUGGAGAAUGUCGAUUUGGAAGAGAAUGCAAUUCAAACGAUUGAAGCAGGUGCAUUCUCUGGAUUGAAUCUCACUACUUUAGAUCUGUCUCUCAAUAAUAUACAAAAAAUCCGCUCGGAAACCUUUAGGGGACUGACGAUAAAUGCUUUGAUUCUGCGGAAGAACCAAAUUGAUGAACUGGAAAGAGAAGCCUUCAACGGGUUGAGUGCUGACCAGAUUGAUCUGAGUCAGAACAGUUUGGAAAAGGUAGAUGCUGAAGACUUCUCCGGUCUUAAAGUUGAAAUAUUGGAUUUGAGUGCAAAUCGAAUUGAAGAGAUCGCUUCGGGAGCUUUUAAUUUUACUGAAAUCAAGCAACUUUUCUUGUACAUCAAUCCUGUUAAUGCUGAUGGCAGAGCUGGCUGGGGCCUUUCUGAUUCUGUUGAGGUUCUAGGGUGACUCGUCAAGUUCCUGUUUAGCUGAACAUUUUUAUUCAAUCGACGGCUUUCGUAAUAAUCUCUAUUGGAAAUGCGAUACAUAAAUGAAUACUAAAUGCAGUGGAUUAAACUUUAGGCAUUUUAUUUUUUCUACACGGAGAGAAAUAUUCACGAAAAAUUACGUGUCUUUUCCGUAAUUCUGGAACGAAAUGCGAUUGUCGGAAAUUUUACGGACCUGCCACGCAAUUUUUCCUGAAAGUUCCGGGAUUUUUGACUGAAUCGACUGUGAAAUAUUACAAUACUGUCGCUAGAAAUUUCCCCGUCGAUUCCGUGAUCAAUGAGCGGACUGUGAGCUCCGUAAUUUUUACGGAUUAUUUUUUUCAUCCCAAUUUCAACCAAUCAAAUGGUGGCGUUUCCCGUCACGUGGUACAAGUAAAACAGUUUUACUUCCAAUAUUAAUCAAAUAUUUCCCUGUUUGUUGCUAACCAAUGAAAAUAUCUGAUAAACAAUUUGUACGCGUUUCAGACCUCAAAACUUUCAUUCGAAAAUAUCAAGUUCAAAGACUUUAGCUCAACAUGAGCAGAUUUGGAGGAGAAUCCUUGGACAUUAUUGAUCAAAAAAUUUUUUAAAAUGUUCCUUAUAAUACGGUGAAGACAAAAGCCACAAUUUGGAAACAAUUCUCUGCAUUUUGUGCAGACAGAAAAUAUACGUUGGAGAAGCCACAACUACGAGUGAAAACUCAUACCAUAUGACGUGAAAUGCCACACAUUUAAUUGUUUGAAAUUGGAAUGAAAAAAAUAAUCCAGCCAAAUACCCCUCGACCUUCAAAAUUAAUCGGAUAUUUCCCCCUCCCGUUUCUCUGCGUAGCACCGAUCAGGAUAAAUUUAGCAGAAAAACCCUCGCCCUUCGCGCUCGGGAUUUUUAACCUGCAAAACUUAUCCCUCUCGUUGCUAGGCAACGAAACUCUCGGGAAAUAUCCGAUAAUUUUGAAGGUCUUGGGGUAUUACUACUGAUUAUUUUUCCCACCCAAAUUUCAGCCAAUAGAAUUGCACCAUUUGUUGAUAUUUUGUAUAGCCUACCUCGAAUAUCAGCGAUAAUUUUUUGAAUAUUUUGGUAAACAAACGACACUUAACCAAAUAAACCUCUUUUCAUGUCAUGGCACAAUUCUCUUGGCCGAAAUUUGGAUAGGAAAAAUAAUCCCCUGAAUACCACUCGAGCUUCAAAAUUAUAGAAUAUUUCCCUCUAGGUUCCCUGCAUACAAAUGAAGUCGUCAAGUUUUUCAGGAAAAAUCACUCGUGCUUCGCACUCGUGAUUUUUUAGCCUGAAAAACUUGACUCCUUCAUUUGUUUGCAACGAAUCUAUCGGGAAAUAUUCGAUAAUUUUGAACCACUUGUGGUAUUAUAUGUGAUUAUUUUUCCCACCCAAAUUUCAGCUAAUAGAAUUGCACCAUUUGUUGAUAUUUUGUAUAGCCUACCUCGAAUAUCAGCGAUAAUUUUUUGAUAAUUUUGAUAAACAAACGACACCUAACCAAAUAAACCUCUUUUCAUGUCAUGGCACAAUUCUCUUGGCCGAAAUUUGGAUAGGAAAAAUAAUCCCCUGAAUACCACUCGAGCUUCAAAAUUAUAGAAUAUUUCCCUCUAGGUUCCCUGCAUACAAAUGAAGUCGUCAAGUUUUUCAGGAAAAAUCACUCGUGCUUCGCACUCGUGAUUUUUUAGCCUGAAAAACUUGACUCCUUCAUUUGUUUGCAACGAAUCUAUCGGGAAAUAUUCGAUAAUUUUGAACCACUUGUGGUAUUAUAUGUGAAUAUCUCUCGUCGUGUAAAUUGCACACGGAAGAGCUGCCUGUAGUCUACGAUUCUCUCCCGGAAAUUGAAAACUAGUUACGAAGAUGAAAUCAAAAUUCGUCACUUAAUGAAAGAACCCUCUGUUUUUCUUUCCCUUGAAACUAUUGUUUAUGUUCAUUUUGACGUGAUCUCGGGUGACGUCGAUUCGUUUUUGAACCAUUAUUUGAAUUAUGAAAUUAAAUAAUCGUAUAAUCUCUAAA